CAUCUUCCAAAGUGGAUGAGAUCGCCUGCAGAUCCCGGCGGCGCAGUACAGGUCGCCCAGGGGAGAUUUUUUAAAAAGCCUCAUGGAACAUAUCACCAUUGCUGGAUGCCUGGCACAUACAAGACAGCUGACAGCAUGAGAGGUACUCUGAAUGGGUACAGGAUGUCACCUGGAAUCCGAGCACUACAUGAUCCGGACUUUCCUUAAUUCUAAAUGUGCUGUUCUUCAUUCCAAGAUGCUUUUGCACUUCUGAUAAAUGCAAACUGACAACUGUCAAGGCCACGACGGAGGGAAAAUCGUUGGUCCUGGAAGCCUAGAAGACUUCCCUUAACAAGGAAAGUCUCUGAUUGUUUGUUUGAAAUGCUGAAGAAGUUGCUGCGGAGAAGACUUUUUUCUUAUCCCACUAAAUACUGCUUUGUGGUUCUUAUUUUUUCCCUGGUCACCUUCUCUUUUGUAAGGAUUCAUCAAAAGCCUGAAUUUGUAAGCAUCAGACACUUGCAGCUGGUCGGAGAGAAUCCUAGUAGUAAUAUUAAUUGCACCAAAGUUUUACAGGGUGAUGUAGAUGAAAUCCAAAAGGUAAAGCUUGAGAUGCUCACGGUAAAAUUCAGAAAGCGCACUCGGUGGACACCUCACGACUACAUAAACAUGACCACUGACUGCACUUCUUUCAUCAAGAGGCGCAAAUAUAUUAUGGAACCCCUUAGUAAAGAAGAGGCGCAGUUUCCAAUAGCAUAUUCUAUAGUGGUUCAUCACAAAAUUGAAAUGCUGGACAGGCUCCUGAGGGCCAUCUAUAUGCCUCAGAAUUUCUAUUGCAUUCACGUGGACAGAAAAUCAGAGGAGUCCUUCUUAGCUGCAGUGAUGGGCAUUGCGUCCUGUUUCAGUAAUGUCUUCGUGGCCAGUCAGCUGGAGAGUGUGGUUUAUGCAUCUUGGAGUCGGGUUCAGGCCGAUCUCAACUGCAUGAAGGACCUCUACAGAAUGAGUGCACCCUGGAAGUACUUAAUAAAUCUUUGCGGUAUGGAUUUUCCUAUUAAAACCAACCUAGAAAUUGUCAGGAAGCUCAAGUCGUUCAUGGGUGAAAACAACCUUGAAACCGAGAAGAUGCCCUCCAAUAAAGAAGAAAGGUGGAAAAAGCGGUAUGCAGUUGUUAAUGGAAAGCUGACCAACACGGGGACUGUCAAAAUGCGUCCUCCACUUGAAACACCUCUUUUUUCAGGCAGUGCCUAUUUUGUGGUCAGCAGGGAGUACGUGGGGUAUGUGCUAGAGAAUGAAAAAAUCCAAAAGUUUAUGGAGUGGGCGCAGGACACCUACAGCCCGGAUGAGUAUCUCUGGGCCACUAUCCAAAGGAUCCCGGAAGUCCCUGGCUCUCUCUCCUUGAGCCAUAAGUACGACUUGUCUGACAUGCAGGCAGUUGCCAGGUUUGUCAAGUGGCAGUACUAUGAGGGUGACAUCUCUAAGGGUGCUCCCUACCCACCCUGCGAUGGCGUCCACGUGCGCUCGGUGUGCAUUUUUGGAGCUGGAGACUUGAACUGGAUGCUGCGCAAGCACCACUUGUUUGCCAAUAAGUUCGACGUGGACGUCGACCACUUUGCCAUCCAGUGUUUGGAUGAACAUCUGAGGCAUAAAGCUUUAAUGGAGACAUUAAAGCACUGACCCCCGUGGGCAAUUUUAGGAUUAAUAAGAAAGAGGCUCAAAAUGUACCCUGUCUGGUUCCUCUUACUUGUCAAUAUGCAUCAGAAAAAUUAUAUGGGGUCCUCUUUGGAGUAGGGCCUCUAAGUCUUUACAUCACAGAAGCCUCAUGGUUUCUGCAGAGCACAAUUGGUUAGAAAGGUUAUAGCAUUAAGUAUUGCUGUGGGGUUAAUGUGAAGGAGAGACAGUAGCUGUGAGGCCAGGGCAGGGAGCAAGGCAUUCUGGAGAGGGAGGCUGGAGGGAGAAGAAAGAGGCCAAUGCAAAAAAAUCAGCCUAUUAAAGGAGCUCAGGGACUUAACAAAAUGAGAAGAUUUGACCUGUGCCAAAAUUAUUAUGAGAAUUUUAAAUAUGGCCGUUUUUCUGGUACAGAGAAAUUUGUAGCAACAAUCAUAAAGAUACAGUUUAUCUUCUGUUAUAUGAGAUAUUGAAAUAGAAAUUGGAUUUUACUUUAAACGAUCCCUGUGAAUUAUUUUCUGCUGUAACGUUGUGCUGUGUAGUGUGUCUCUGUGUCAUCUCAGGGAGCUUAAAAUGGGCUUGAUUUAACAUU
Molecule: messenger RNA, 2233 nt
Organism: Propithecus coquereli (Coquerel's sifaka)
Lineage: Eukaryota; Metazoa; Chordata; Mammalia; Primates; Indriidae
Gene: GCNT1
Product: glucosaminyl (N-acetyl) transferase 1, core 2
Exons: 3
Coding region: 361-1650 (429 amino acids)
Cellular component (GO): membrane
Molecular function (GO): beta-1,3-galactosyl-O-glycosyl-glycoprotein beta-1,6-N-acetylglucosaminyltransferase activity
Source: RefSeq, a predicted model, not a curated record